AUGCGGUGGACAUUUAUUUAUUACAUUCUACUAGCUGCGUUUUUAUCAAAUUUAAGUAAUGCAGUCAUUUUCAAGUUUUCAAAUGUUGUCUGCGAAAGCUACAACAAAUCCUGGUUCCUGUUUCACGAGUGCCGUCUAAAAGCCAUUGCUCGGGAAAAGGUGAUCCUUAAUAUAAACGGAACUGUUUUGCAUCCCGUAUAUAAUGUCCUUACUAAAGGCAAGAUGUUUAAAAGGGAAAGUGGCUUUAAGCCGUGGCUCAUGGAUUCCGAAAUAGAUUCGUGCCGUUUUAUGCGAAAGAACUACAACCCUGUAGCUAAAAUAGUCUUUGGUCUUUUGAAGGAAUUCACAAAUAUCAACCACACCUGCCCUUUUGUGGGCCCACAAAUUGUAAGAGGGUUUUAUCUGAGACCUGAACUAUUGCUGCUCCCGUUUCCGAGUGGAGAAUUUAUGUUAUCCCUGAGAUGGUUCUUCAAUCAGAAAUUACAAUUUGACACCAAUGUUAGUUUUUUGUUUGUCGAGGAUAUAAAGAAAGCCUGA
Molecule: messenger RNA, 537 nt
Organism: Drosophila serrata
Lineage: Eukaryota; Metazoa; Arthropoda; Insecta; Diptera; Drosophilidae
Source: RefSeq, a predicted model, not a curated record